Oryzias melastigma (Indian medaka) is the source of this 1021-nucleotide messenger RNA. RefSeq names its product cellular retinoic acid binding protein 1a (gene crabp1a). The transcript has 4 exons. Lineage: Eukaryota; Metazoa; Chordata; Actinopteri; Beloniformes; Adrianichthyidae. The record is from RefSeq and is a predicted model, not a curated record. Gene Ontology annotation, biological process: fatty acid transport. Gene Ontology annotation, cellular component: cytosol; nucleus. The coding region runs from base 331 to 744 and encodes 137 amino acids. Gene Ontology annotation, molecular function: fatty acid binding.
GGAGUUUGCUUUGGGAGCAGACAGAGUCCUCAGAGGGAGGGACCUCCUCUGCCUCCCAUCAAAGCUAUAAAGGAGCUCCAGUUGGAGGCUGCAGCCAGCUCACUGAGACGUGCUGAUGAGCGGGCGGCAGGGCUUGUGUUGAGGAGAGAGUCCAUCUGAGAAAAAAAAAAAGAAAAACCUUCAAGACUUGCUUGGGUGCAAGCGGGAGGCUGAUCCCACAGGAGGAGGAGGGAGCAGAGAGAAGAGGCAGGAGGGUGAGGAAGAGUCAGAGAGACGCGCAUCAGAGCGGUGGAACAGGUUCCCUCUGCAGCCCCUCCAGCCCCAGCAGACAUGCCUAACUUUGCCGGCAACUGGAAGAUGCGGAAGAGUGAGAAUUUUGAUGAACUUCUCAAAGCCCUGGGCGUGAACGCCAUGCUGAGGAAGGUGGCCGUGGCGGCGGCCUCCAACCCUCAGGUGGAGAUCCGUCAGGAUGGAGAUCAGUUCUACAUCAAAACCUCCACCAGCGUGCGCACCACCGAGAUCAACUUCCACAUCGGGGAGGAGUUUGAUGAGGAGACGGUGGACGGGCGGAAGUGCAAGAGUCUCGCCAUCUGGGAGUCAGAGAACAAGAUUCACUGUCAGCAGACCCUGGUGGACGGCGACGGCCCCAAGACCUACUGGACCCGCGAGCUGAACGGGGAUGAGCUCACACUGACGUUUGGUGCAGAUGACGUGGUGUGCACGAGGAUCUACGUGCGAGAGUGAAGCUCAACGAUCUCAAGCUGUCAUUGAAUCCAUCCUAACCGUCUGCUAACAUGUUUACCGAGCGUCCUGUGUAAUCUCUCAGCAUCACUCAUAUUAGAUUCCACAUGCAGCGAGCUGAACCUGGUUAUCUGUAGUGAUCAUUGUGUCCGUAGCAGUAGCAGGAUACGUCAGUGUCCUUCCAUUUAUGCAACCCUGAUGACAGCUGUUUCUGUCCGAUUUAGGAGUCAACACAAGUGUUCAUGAACAGUGAAAACAAUAAAAUUGGAACAAACCCUUA